Molecule: messenger RNA, 9041 nt
Organism: Cercocebus atys (sooty mangabey)
Lineage: Eukaryota; Metazoa; Chordata; Mammalia; Primates; Cercopithecidae
Product: olfactory receptor 5B21
Exons: 3
Coding region: 3949-4881 (310 amino acids)
Biological process (GO): G protein-coupled receptor signaling pathway; sensory perception of smell
Cellular component (GO): membrane
Molecular function (GO): odorant binding; G protein-coupled receptor activity; olfactory receptor activity
Source: RefSeq, a predicted model, not a curated record
UCCUGGGCCGCUAGGGGCGCACCGCUGAGAAACAUCAAAAGCCGCUUCAGUUUGGCAGUCUGGAAAAGAUCUUCCAGCUGAAAUCAAGGAGAUUGCCACAGCCACCCCAACCUUCAGCAAGCAUCAUCCUGAUGAGUCAGCAGCCAUCAAGGCUGCCCACCAGCAAGAGAAAAAAUUACAACUUACUGAAGGCUCAGACUUCAAAAAGUCCAAUGUUGAAGCAGUUCUGAAUUGAGAUCUCAUAAUUCCCAAGGACAUAGGUAUGUUUUCCCCGACCUUUUUAAAAAGCAGUAUUCUUCACACUGUAGGUAGAAAUAACGGGUUCGUCUAAAAAAAAAAGAGGCUCGGAAGUAGGUAUAUAAAAAGACUCUUCAUUCAAUUUCCCCCAACCUCCUCUGCUACAUUUCACAAGAAUAGAGACAGAAGUUUCCCAUAAGUAAUUCUGGGUUACCUUUAAUUAGACAGCCAUUGCCAUAGUCAUUGCUAGAUGGGGUGUUGCUACCAACUGGUGUUAACAAAACCUGGGAAAUAACUUCACACGAUUGGCCUACAGUUUAAUAAAAAGAUUGAUUAAUUAGCUUCUAUGGAGCACCUGCUAGAGGUCACACACUGGCUGAAUUUUCUUAUAUUUUAUCUUACUUUAUCUUCUGUCUAUAAAGGAAGAUUGACUUGCCUACAGUCCCACAGCAAGUAAGCAUUAAAGCUCUUAUUCUAACUCAACUGCUGAGAUUCUAAUUCACUCAUCCACUUGACAAAUAGUUGAGUCUACUGUGUGGCUGCCUCGAGUGUAGGUAGUGGAUAAUAAUGCACAAAACACUGACAAACAAUAUAGGCCUUGUCUCUUCCCUUAUGGAAUUUAUUCCAUUGAGAAUCUUCUUUAGAACUCCCCAAACAGGGCUGUUAUGACUGGGGGUGAUGCUUCAAACCCCUUUAGAAGCAAUUUUGAUGGAACUUUUUAUUUCCAAGCUAUCUUAAUGGCUUAGACUUCUCCUUAUCUCUUUAUAACAAUAAUAAUUUCUUAAAUUUUAAUGCUUUUUCAGUUUUUGACUUAAUAUUUCAACCUUAGGUAUUUCAGUAUUCAACCUUAGAUAUUUUAAAGAUAUUUUUUCUCUUUCAAGACUCCUUCUGAUAUUUAUUUUAGGCCCAUGCAGAAAAGCCUGGGUUUUGCAGGACUUGAGUGGGAGGAGAUAUAGCGGCGGCAGUGGCAGGAUUUGGAUUCAGGCCUUGCAGCCUCCCAGGGUUGGUGCUGGGUAAAUGAGGCCUUUUCUCUCAGCACUGACUCCAGAUUUCUCCUUGCUGCACUGGAUCUCAACACAUUUAUUAACAGAGACUGCAAUGCGUAAUAGAAAGGGUUGCCCAUCAAGGGAACACAGAAAGAAGUACCUUGAAGAUUAAUUGCUGAUAGAUGAAGAUGGCAGUCAGCGGCAGUUCAAUAUGGUGUGUGGGGGGUGUGUAAUGGCUUUUAAAAACUGAACCUACAGCUUAAGUGAAUAGACUCCUGUGGUCAAUAUUAACCAAGGAAAUUGAUCUAAUAAGCAUUCGAGAAGAUAUUUUGGAAAAAUAUUCAGAAUCCACCCUAAGUCAGCUGAAUUUUAUUCUUGCAGUUUUUCCAGGUUUUCAUCCUACCUUGUGUCUAGGAAAAGGUUGGUUUACGAUAUGGGAGGGCUAAUAUCUCUUUAGUCAAAGGACCACAGUACUUAGCAAGCAGUUAUCCCUUCCUGGGGUCCCUCUGCCAAUAAGCAGCAAUAUUUGGCCAGAGUUCUAGAAUUUAAACCAGUCACUUCACUUCACUGAGCCUCAGUUUCUUCAUGUCUAUACCUGCUGUCUCUCUCUCUCUAUCUAUCUAGUCAUGCAAUAAUUAAGAAGUGAAUGCAAAAAGAGUUUUAUAAACUUUAGAACCACUGUUUUUUAUAAACUCGAAAACAGCGGUUCUCAAUCAGGGGAAUGUUACCCUUCAGGGGACAUUUGGCAACAUCUGGAGACGUUUUUGACUGUUACAAAUGAGAGGUAGUGGUGUUACUGGAAUCUAAUGAGUACAAAGAGGCCAGGGAAACUGCUAAAUAUCUUACAAUGCACAGGACAGCACUCCUUCUUGCCCACCACACCCUGAACCAAAGAACUGUCUAGCUCAUAAUGUCAGUAGUGCUGAGGCUGAAAAAUCAGGCUCUGGAAUUGUACAGAUUUUACAGUUAAGUAGUUAUGUGACCUCAAGGGGCACCACAUCCUUCCGUUUCCAAAUAUGUAAGAUCAGAACACUGCCUGUCAUAGAUUACAGGAUAUUGUGUCUGCUAAAAUUAGAGAGUAUACGCACAUGUCAGAAGCCAAAAGAAAAGUCAAAAAGCCUGGAUAAAUAUAAUGGAAAGUGCUACUGGUCAGAAAGUCAAUUGGUACAUUACUGGAUAGUAAUGUACCAAGCUGACUGAGCCAGUUCUUAUGAAACUAGCCACAUCGUGUGUGUGUAGUGGUCAUCCAGAAAUGACAAGCUACCUUACCCCCUUCUUUUUGUGUCACCAAUCGAAUGGCUGCUGUUACUCUUCAAGGUAAGCUAAAGUCCAGCAGAGUUGAAGCAUCUUUCUCCUUUAAUUCCUGUUUUCUCCUUUUUCCUCCUCUCUUCUAACAUUUUCUCCCUCAUUUCUUCUGAGCCUGCUCCCACUCACUCUGCUACUAGGAGUGGGGAAAGCCUGUGAACACCUGAGGUUGAGGAACAAAAAUAGGAGAGAAAGAGUGCUCUCAAAUGAGGACACAAGCCUGUCUCCAGGCCUGACCAUCUGCAAACUCACUGUUACUCCUGAAUGUUUUUCAUACGACAAGUCUAAGCUAAUAUUUUGGCCCAAAGCACAAGCCUGGUAGACAAGAGGACAAUAGGUGGUUUGUUGUGGAAUUAAAGAGCGUGAAAAAUGUUUCUAUACUUUCCUAUUGAUGUUCCGUUCGAUUCACCAAAUAUUUAUAUAUGUGUGUGAGGGGCCAUGAUAAGGUGGGUGGACCAGAGAGGAUGAAGACAGUUACCGUCCCAAGGGGCUUAGAGCUAGGCGAAGAGUGAGUGGUUGCCCAACUAAUUGUACAAUAAUCAGCUAAGACUCAAGUGCUUUGAGGAGGCAGAGAAAGGAGGACUUAACUGUAAUUAGGGUCUACAACAGACUUCUGAUAAGGGGUGAAAAAAGACAUAUGCAUAUACACAGAUACACAAAAACAUUUGUAUAUAUCAAAUUUGUAGUUCCAUAUUAAAUAUGUAUAUAAAUACAUCCUCAUAUUUAAAUAUACCAUACUCCCUUUCAGUUGAACUACUGUUGAGGGAUUAAUUUAUAAAGGCUUCAAAAGUUGUGGUUAAGAUCUUUGGAUUUAGUAUCAAACAGACCUUGAGGGCACCACCACCUUGUUCUGCCAACACCUUGAUUUUGCCCCAGUGAAACUGAUUUGAGACUUCUGGCCUCCUGAACUUUGAGAGAAUAAACUUGUGUUGUUUUAAGGAAAAAUAAAUUUAGAAAAUCUUUAGUGAGGCUAUAUUAUUGGAAGUAGAAUGUGGAAGACAUUGAGUGAUGGAUGUUUUUAUUUUUAAUAAUUAAAUGCAUACAAUCUUAUAUUCAUAUCAUAAUUUGUAUUUAUAUCAUGUAAAUAUGUUAAAGAAUUCAAGAUGAAUGUAUGGACUUUGGAUUCAGAAAUAUAAAGGGGUGAACUUUGAUUGUGACUGUUAAAUAGACUAUCUUGCUCAAUAUUCAGCUCCCUGAGCCUUAACUUUCUUGUCUGUAAGAUGGUCAUAAUAGCACCUAUCUCAUAUGAAUUAAAAGCUAUAAUAUAACAGAGGGUUCUAGCAUGAGUCUUACACACAGUACGUUCUCUCUAUACAUUAGUUUUCUCCUUUUUUAUCAUCCCAUCAUCCCUUGUCAUACUUUCAUUUGAAUUUGGUUGAUGCCUCUUCUUUAAUCACCAGGCUAAUUCAAGUUGACCACAAUGGAGAAUAGAACAGAAGUGACAGAGUUUAUCCUCUUGGGAUUAACAGAUGACCCCAAUCUUCAGAUACUCCUCCUCCUGGCAUUUUUAUUCAUCUACCUCAUAACCCUGCUUGGGAAUGGAGGAAUGAUGGUGAUCAUCCACUCAGACUCCCAUCUCCACACUCCAAUGUACUUUUUCCUCAGUAACCUCUCCUUUGUAGACUUGGGUUACUCAUCAGCUGUAACCCCCAAAACAGUGGCUGCAUUGCAGUCAGGGGACAAGGCCAUCUCCUACAAUGGAUGUGCAGCUCAGUUCUUCUUCUUUGUGGGGUUUGCCACUGUUGAGUGCUACCUCCUGGCCUCCAUGGCCUAUGACCGCCAUACGGCGGUAUGUAGGCCUCUUCAUUACACCACCACCAUGACAGCAGGUGUGUGUGCUCUCCUUGCUACUGGUUCCUAUGUCUCUGGCUUCCUCAAUGCCUCUAUCCAUGCAGCAGGCACCUUCAGACUCUCCUUCUGUGGUUCUAAUGAGAUUAAUCAUUUCUUCUGUGACAUUCCCCCACUCCUGGCUCUCUCAUGCUCUGACACGCGCAUCAGCAAGUUGGUGGUCUUCUUUGUGGUGGGCUUCAACGUCUUUUUCACCCUCCUGGUCAUCCUCAUUUCUUACUUCUUCAUAUGCAUCACCAUUCAAAGGAUGCGUUCUGCUGAAGGGCGGAAGAAAGUCUUCUCCACCUGUGCUUCCCAUCUCACUGCUGUGUCCAUCUUCUAUGGCACAAUCAUCUUCAUGUACUUACAGCCCAACUCCAGCCAGUCCAUGGACACAGACAAAAUAGCCUCUGUGUUUUACACAGUGGUGAUUCCCAUGCUGAAUCCCUUGAUCUACAGCCUUAGGAACAAAGAAGUGAAAAGUGCCCUCUGGAAAAUACUCAACAAACUUUACCCCCAAUAUUAAGUGUGAAUGGGAAGUAGGCAAGCAAUUAAGGGAUAAACUUUCUCUCACACCUAAAUGCCAUCAUGACUUUUAAUGUUUGGCUGGUUUCAGUUGUUUCUUCCCCAAGAACAGCGGUUACUUCUGCUAUUAGAAGAUGUAAAAAGCAGCACGUUGAAAAGUCUUACUUAGAAAGAUAAUAGUAUAUUUAGUGAACAGCAGCAUGGGACAGUUGAGCUUUUCUUGCUUUAGUUUCUUGAUGUGUUUUAAAGCAGAAGAUUGAAGGAUAUAACUGAAUGUACUGAAUUUUCCUCAUCCUAUUUUUAAUUGUAAGGAUUUUUCAUUCACUAUUAAACUUGGUAUAAAGAUUUCGCCUUCAUUUGUAAUAUUGAUCAACUGAACAUGCAGUAUUGUUUUUUAUUCCUUUGUUCUGUGAGUUUGAAAGUUGGACUUCCUAUUGUAGACAAAGGAUGGUUCAAUAUUUUAAAUGAUAUUUCAGAGGAAGUUGUAAUUUAAAGGACAAGGCACUAGAUCGAGUCAGGUGACUGAAGAUUACAUCUUUCCAACUCUCUACUCUCCCUUCUCUACCCAUAUUCCUACCCUACUUGCUAGUCAUGUGCCUUUGCAAUUUCCAUUCCCUUUCGCUAAAGCAUUGGGGAAACAAUACACCUUGUUGUAUACGUAAGUAUGGAAAUGCUUUAAUAGAUGAAUUAGUUAAAUUUGAACCUGACUAAAUAUAACUUCCUUCGGAGAGCCUACACUAUCUUCUAUGUUUCUUGUCUCUGUCUAACAUAAUUACCAAAAUUUCCAGAAGGUUUAGAGAAAAAAAACAAUUUUCCCUAGAGCUCUAAAAAAAUAUAUUUGUUUUCUGAAUCAAACGCUUGCAUUUCUUAGCACCCUUAAGUUUGGCGAAUCUAUUAUGAAGAUGCGUAAUAGCUUUCUGGAUUGUCUUUGCUUUUAUUUUUUCAAUAAUUCAGCUCACCUCUGGGUCUCCAUUGCAUUCCAGUGUUCUGUAAUUAGAUGCUACAAGAAUAAAAAAGCCUGCCUGGAAAUUUACUUCUUAGGAACAGCACGAUGACGCACAGUGCUAGUCCACCUUCAGGACUUGUUUCAUGUGCUAAAUGGUGUGAGCGAAUUUGUGUGCGUGGGAGGGGAGUGGUGAUUAAUUUCACUUUUCACAUAUCAACUGCUUGAUGGUGUUUAUAACUGCCAUUAAUCUAAGUCACCACAAUAGGUCAUGAUUUCAAAGUCUCCCCAAAAAAACCCACAAAUUAAUUUUAACUUUAUAGAUGAAAACCAGAAAUCUUGGUUGGCUAACUCAGUUGGCUUAAAAUGCCAAUUUAGUUUUGAGAUUAUUGGGCUCCAUUAUGUACAGGGCAGCCUCUGUCUGAGGAGGAUAAAAUCAUAAGCCUUCCAGGGAAAAUUGCAAAGAAGGAGUUAUGGAACAUGAGAAACACGAGAAUAUCUUUCUCUAGCACACGGUUGCCAUCACCUGAAAAGAUCAGGAGCUUCUGAGCCUAAGGCCUGGACAACCUAUACUUCCCCCAUUCAGCCCCCUCCCUCCCCUCUUCUUUAGCAAUGAGGCCCAUCCAGCAACACGCGAAGAAGAACAGCCUUUACAGGCCAGGAUCCACUGUAUAUGGGAAUCUUUCUCAUUGAAAGCUACAGAGCUCGAGAGUAUCUGCAUUUGGAGAAGAGCCUAGGAAGUAGCUGUCCAAGCACUGAGUGCAUUCCAAUCUCACCUACACAUUUUCCCUACUUGAUAUAAUUGACUUUUUUCCCUCCUCUUCCUGCUCCUCCUUCUUUACUUCCUUUUAUCCUUCUCCUCUUUUUCCUUCCCAUCUUCUUUCUAUGCCCAGCCCAAGCAGGAACUUUCCUCACCACUAGGCCAUUUAGAUCUCUAAAAAAAAAUUAAAAUCUAGAGUCUAUAUAUGAUAACUAUUACAGUAUAUAUUAACAUGUGUAUCUGGGCAUGUUUCUUUCUUUUAUAAUUUUAAUUUUUAUUUCAUUAGUUUUGGGGGGUACAGGUUGUUUUUGGUUACAGGCAUAAAUCAUUUAGUGGUGGUUUCUGAGAUUUUAGUGUGCCCAGCACCCGAGCAGUGUGCCCAAUAUAUAGUCUUUUAUUCCUCACCUCUCUCCCAACCUUCCCCCAUCGAGACCCCAAAGUCUAUUUUAUCAUUUUCAUGGACACAUUUCUUUAUGCCUCUAUACCUCAGUUUAGCAGGAAAAUGUGGGUCUCCUAAGAGUUAAGGGCCCAAUGUCUACAUAUUUAUAUUUUAUGUUGAAAUCACCUCAAACAAGUGUUCCAUCUGACUGUAAAUAGGUAUAAAAGAGUACUAUCAAAAGCUGGAUGAAAAUUCUAACUGUUCUUGUCAGUUGUAUGACCUCAAGAAAGUCAUUUAGUCUCACCGAACCCAAUGUACAGGAUAAAGUGUGAGGGUAAUAUGAUAUUAAGUAUGUGAAUGUGCCCAUCAUAAUGAACGUGUAUUUCAUACCGUUGAGAUUCCUAUACUAGCUCUUUCUUCACUUAGCUGUCCCUGGACUUCUCAUGUUGGCUCUUGAGAUGCCUGAGCAAAAAUGGGAAGUCCAAGGACAGCCAGGUGAAGCUCGUCCCAUCCAAGUCCAAGCUUUUAUUUUCAUUCCUUGUUUAACUUUCUGCCCUCCAAGUUCCCAGCUCUACAUUUCAAACUGACAUUACACGGGUAUUCAUUUAUAGAAGCUACUCAGAAGGAGAUGUCUUGUCGCCAGCAAGACAUCAAUUCACAGAGUAUACAUUACUGUGAGGAGCUCUUCCCUUUCACAUAGGAAAUCUGUCAAAUGGAGAGUAAAUGCCCAUUUGGUUAAUAACAACACCCACUCUCUCCCUGCAGUAAUUGUCUGAUGAAUGAGAGACCCUGUGUGUAGGGCCUGCCGCCCAAUACAGUGCGAUAAAGGCGCAAGGACUUCCCACCUGAAAUGUUCAAAAGAGAGUGUGAAAACUCAUAAAUCAGGGCAGUUAUUUAUAUCAGGAUAGAUUAUUCUUUUACAAAUGGAUUAUGAUUGAAUUAUUCUAAAUAGGAUGUUCCCUUUGUACAUUAGAGCAUUUGUUGAGGUUUAUGUAUUGGGAAUGGAAAAUUAAAAUAUUAGAUUCCUUGGCAACUGAAGCUGUAAUUGCAGAGUCAUAGACUCUUUAGCCAAAGAAAGAAUUUAAAAAUAAUCUAAACCAAUCCUCUCAUUUUGCAAUUAAAAACCCCUAUUUUUACAGUUUAACUUGCUUAAACUCACAAAGAACCAAAUCUUGUUUGACACUUUUUCAUAUUUUAUAAAGUACUUGUUGUAUAAAAAGACAUUUUAUAUUUUUACCUUCAUUUGUUCACCAUGAUAUAGUUAUUUGUGCUUCAGUUUUGCAGUAGAGGAAACCAAAGCUUUGAGAUGUUAACUUACCUGUCUACUGUUAAAAAGAGGAACUGAGGUAUGAAACUGAGUUUUUGCCUUCCCUGACCAAGACUCUGAAAAAAUAAGUCACCAUAUAUGUUACUAAAUUUCAAUGGAGGUCUUACUUAAUGUGUGACUCGCUUACACUCUUUCAUGAUGAGUCCUUGCCAUGUGGAAGGCACUCUGAAGAAUACAAAUAAGUAAGACUGUAAGAUGUAAUUCCUACUUCCACAAAGUAAAGCCCUCUGCAUAUAUGUUUACUGAUGUAAUGCACCUUGAGGUUAAUGGCUCAAUGUUCAAUAACUUUACCAACAGGAAUUUUCCCAGUAUUCCACAGAGCAUGAAUGGAUCAGGGCAUAUUUGUUUUCAGUCUGAUAGAGUUGGCUCUUUGAGUGCCACAGCCGACAGUGAUAGCCAAGCCUCAACCAAUGUUAACUAGACACAAGCUGCAGAAAAGGCAUGGUGUGAAGUUGAUGAAGAAACCAGUUGAUAUUCAAUAUUGUUCCUGCUUCAGGAGCAACUUAAAAAUAACGUGGUGGAACAGAGGACAUACCUCUAGGUAGAUGAUAGUUCAAAGGCAUUUGUGGCCAUUAUCAGAUGAGUAGUCUAGAAAAUAAUAAUUAGAACUCAUCAGGGGCAAAAAAGAAUCCUAUGGGCAGAGGAAGAUCCUCAGAGGAUGUAGGACGUGAGCCAAACUCUGAAAGAAUAAUGUAGAAGGAACCCAGAAUUCCAAGAUUCCAAUCUUACUUUCUAGUCACAACUCUGCCAGU